UUGAGGGCAGAAAUGGACGACGCGAUGGACGACGCAAUAGACGACGCAACUAAUGAUGAAUUAUGGGACGACACGAGAGACGACCGAACGGAUGACACGUCAACGGACGCCACCGAAUCGGGAUUCGGGCGCUGGGCGUCACUCUCGCGGUCACAUUAUUCGGUUGUCGUUCUGAACGACAGAUUAAUGUCAGAAACACUUUUAUCGGACGACGAUCCGGACGACGACUCCGAAAGUGCUUUUACCGUCCGAAGACCACCGAAAACAGUGCGGACGGAUUCGGCUUCCGACGAAUCGGCGGCUGAAGAAGAGACGGGAAGUGCGGGUCAUACUAGAGGUCAAUGGCCAGCAGAGAAGCGGAGCGAAGACUUGAAAAACGCGACAAAAGUUGAGAAAAACCGGUUUUCAGAGCAUUCCUUGGCGUCCAUUGACCUCAAAGUCAACGAACUUUUGACUCAAUGCAACCCCAGACCCCCAAUCCCACCCCAACACCGACCCAACCCACCAUCGACUUUGGCUGCACUUCUUAACAAUCCAUGUCUACCGCCUACACCUCCUUCUUCAGUUUGUGGAUCAGAUUCAGAAGCGACGGCUUUAAGACAAAAAGCGGCAAAGAAAGCGGUUUUGGGAGGGAUUUGUCGUUCUCAACUGAUUUCAUCGCUUCCGAAGAAUGCAAUCCAUGGAUCAGCUGUUGUUCUGACAGAAGAAGAGAAAAGAACUCUUUUAGCCGAAGGAUAUCCGAUUCCACAGAGAUUUCCGUUAACUAAGAGUGAAGAAAGAAGUCUUAAGAAGAUUCGGCGGAAAAUAAAGAACAAAAUCUCGGCUCAAGAGUCGCGAAGAAAAAAGAAGGAAUAUAUGGAAGAAUUGGAACGAAAAGUACAAACUCUGGACUCAAGAGUUCGCGAAUUGGAAAAAGAAAACAAAACUCUUAAAAAUCAAACUAAAGUUUAA
Molecule: messenger RNA, 951 nt
Organism: Oppia nitens
Lineage: Eukaryota; Metazoa; Arthropoda; Arachnida; Sarcoptiformes; Oppiidae
Product: cyclic AMP-responsive element-binding protein 3-like protein 2
Exons: 2
Coding region: 13-951 (312 amino acids)
Biological process (GO): regulation of transcription by RNA polymerase II
Molecular function (GO): cAMP response element binding; DNA-binding transcription factor activity, RNA polymerase II-specific
Source: RefSeq, a predicted model, not a curated record